AUGCAUGAACUCUUCUCGAACCGGGAUGUUCUGUCAUCUAUUCUCAUUCACUUGAGCGACGAGUCGCUAGCUUCCUAUACUGUGGUCUCCAAGUGCUUCCACGAGGCCGCACUCGCUGUCGUGUGGCGAGAUGCGACGCCCUCGAGAAUUUGGCAGCUGUUCCCCGAGGACAUGAUCGGGAUAGGGGUAGAUAAUACGCUCGAACUCGUCAGACCAAUAAACCACACAACACGGGAUCGGAUCUAUCGUCGGACGAAGCAUUCCCGUAUCUUCACGUACCAUCAAGAAUCGAAUGGUUCCCUCGACUGCCUUCUCGCAGUUCUCCUCUUCCGCCCUUCUCUGUCGCUAUUUCCCAGUCUUUUCGAAGUGAACUUCGAGGUUCGAAGUGCAAACAGUUUUCACGCCAUAUGUCUUGUUAUGCCGGAGUCUCUGCGCGCGGUCCGUCUCACAUUCUUCCUUGAUGACCUUGUGCCCGAACUCACUGUGCCCACACCGCUGAUGCAACUUCUUGGGGCGCUUUGCGGGAUUAUUUACGACUGCCUGCAUUACGUCUCCCCGGUCUUCGCCCUUCUGGACAGAUUUCUGACGUCUUUCCUGGAAGAAUGCACAACAAUGAAGGAACUCAAGCUGAGAGACAUCCCUUAUACGGCACCGUUAUUCAAAAGCAUCGGAUCUCUGCCUUCAUUGCCUAAACUGGAGUGGAAGCCCCAGGUGGCCUCCGAGAGCCUUCUCUCCCUUCGUGGACCCAUCGCAUUGUCAGAUUUUGAAGGAUGCUGCCCCUCACCUUUUUUCUCGCUACGGAGCUGGUCUCUCAAUCUGAACCUAGAUGCUGUUAUUGACGUGUAUCCGGACAAGGGGUUCAUCGGCGCAUUUAUCACUCUCACUAGGCUGUCCUGUAUUCAGUCUAUCGUGUUGUCGAUGGUUGGAACGAAGGAGUACGUGCACACUGUAGUCGAAGCAAUAGCGAACAAUUGCCCGAAACUCGAAUUUAUAGCGUUGUCUGCCUAUCCUCCCCUGGAAACACGACAGCAUGUGCACGUCCCGUCAAGCGUCACCAUAGAUGAUAUCAAGGACCCACAAACUUGGGACCGUUUCACCUUUGCAUGCUAUCGACCGCUGUUAAAAUGCGACAAACUUCAAAUUCUGCAUCUGUCUGUGUUCGAACACUAUUCAUUCGUCUUCACCGACAAGGAUCUUUCCGAAAUGAGGGCUUGGCGGUGGCUGCGAGUACUACGCGUCACCGAAGAGAACUCCUCGUGCGCAUGCGAACCAGCUCAGGUGACUAACAUGGGCCUCAUCGCGCUCUUGCUAGCAUGCCCUGCCCUUCAAGAAGUGGCAAUCGAGAUGAACCUGGAUCCACUUGUACACCCGAAUCUCCUGCGAAUAUGGAAUAAGGUGCUCGCGAAAUCGCAACAUUGCUGUUUACGCAUUGGGAACGCCUACAUUCGUAAUCCGGAGCAAGUCGCGGUAUUGUUGCGUACGAUCGCGCCGAAUGUGGAGAAUAUCGGUUUUGGACCUCUGCGAUUACCUGAUGCUCAAACGUUUCAAAGUGGAACUGACGAAGAAAUAAACAUGCGCAUUGCUGGGACCGAAGCUGAACUGGAGAGAAUAAAGAACGCUCGAAACCUCAACAGACUCCUGGAAAAAACACGUUUUGCGAAACAUAACUAG
Messenger RNA from Dacryopinax primogenitus, 1671 nucleotides. RefSeq lists its product as uncharacterized. The transcript has 3 exons. Bases 1 to 1671 code for a protein of 556 amino acids. The record is from RefSeq and is a predicted model, not a curated record. NCBI's taxonomy places the organism in Eukaryota, Fungi, Basidiomycota, Dacrymycetes, Dacrymycetales, Dacrymycetaceae.